AUGUUGUUGCGUGAGUUAUCUAAACUUCCUCAAACAACUAGUGAUUUUCAGUAUUUGAAAAGUUUGGAAAUUAGUCAUAUUCCCUUGCUUGUUUGGGAAAGGAAGCAAGAUUGUGGAGCUAUUGGUGUUGUCACUAGGGUUAUUCCAGACGAUGCUUUCAACAAAUGGGCUAUCAAUUUGCUUUUGAGCACCAGCAAAAUCAUGUAUCCACCUUCAGAAUUCUCUCACCAGAUAUACACAGACAUUAUUGUUGAAUUAUUUGAAACCAUGCUUAAAAAUACUGCAGCAAAAGAUAAAUGGGAAGAAGAAGGGGAAUCAUAUUUUAAAACUAAAGUUGACUUCUAUACCUCCAAAGGACUCAAAAUUGAGGCGGUUUUACCAGCAUUUCCCUGCAAGUCUUCUAAUCCAGAUAAAGUUAGUGGUUAUAUGCCUGAUAAGGGAGAAGAAAUGGCUUUGAGAACAUUGUGUGACUUUGCGAGUGCUGUUAAAAAAGUGUAUCCUCCUGGUAUUUUGAUUUGGAUCGUGAGUGAUGGUCAUGUUUUCAGUGACUGUAUUGGUGUUGACGAUUUAACUGUGAAUGCUUUCGGUUUCCUGUUGAAAGAAUUGUAUCAUCGAAUUAACACCAGUGGUGAAGAGAUGAUUAGAUUCUGCUCUUUGAUUGACUUAUUUAAUUUGCACAAUAAGCCAGUAGAUGAAGAAAUUUUAGAUGAAAUUCACCUAAGCCAUCACAUUGCUACUGAAAUCGAUCCUACUUCUGAAAAUUGCAGAAAGAUCUUGAUGAAAAGUUGUGAUACUGAUUGGGGGCAGUUGAAAGAAGACAUCAAUACUCCCAACCACCCUCGGUUAUUCUUGUUCAGGGGGUUCUCCAAGUUCAUGGAAGAGGAUUUAAAGCAGCACCCAACAAUCAUCGCUGCAUCGAAGAAGAAGCUGAAAAAAAUAGUAGCUAAAAUUGCAUUUGAAAUGAUCAAAAGGAAUGAUGCCUACUCUAACUUAAUGGAGUUGAUUUUCCCAAUGCACUUGAGGUUUUCUAUUCAUGCUCAUACGAAUUCGGGGCCAAAAUAUGGUAUCAAGCUUUUGAGUAACAAGCACUGCAGAGUGAUCAAUUCGCUUGAAGAGUGCUCAAGCCCCAACUAUGAUGAUCUUUUGCAUAUUCCCACACCUUGGCACAAUACCGUUUUGAAGAUUGAGGGAGACUCUAUGUACUACGUCACCAAAACUAAUAAUAUUAUGAAGGCUAUACAGGAAGGAACAUACACAGGUGGGUGGGACAAAAAAAGCGGAUGUUUUGAGCUCAAGGCAAGAAGUACUGCCUAA
Yamadazyma tenuis ATCC 10573 is the source of this 1314-nucleotide messenger RNA. RefSeq names its product Dit1p (gene DIT1). Lineage: Eukaryota; Fungi; Ascomycota; Pichiomycetes; Serinales; Debaryomycetaceae. The record is from RefSeq and is a predicted model, not a curated record.